Stomoxys calcitrans (stable fly) is the source of this 3089-nucleotide messenger RNA. RefSeq names its product phosphatidylinositol 3-kinase catalytic subunit type 3 (gene Pi3K59F). The transcript has 7 exons. The coding region runs from base 115 to 2979 and encodes 954 amino acids. Lineage: Eukaryota; Metazoa; Arthropoda; Insecta; Diptera; Muscidae. The record is from RefSeq and is a predicted model, not a curated record. Gene Ontology annotation, cellular component: phosphatidylinositol 3-kinase complex, class III, type II; membrane; phosphatidylinositol 3-kinase complex, class III, type I. Gene Ontology annotation, molecular function: 1-phosphatidylinositol-3-kinase activity. Gene Ontology annotation, biological process: autophagosome assembly; phosphatidylinositol-3-phosphate biosynthetic process; autophagy of peroxisome.
UUUGUUAUUUUGCUGGAAUUCGCAGUUUAGUUUUUAGGGGAGUAUAUCUGAAAUUAAAGGAAGAAAUUUAGGAUAACAUUCGGGCUUUUAGAGUGUUAACAAGAAGUAGCUGCUAUGGAUCAGCCAAACGACUACUUUCGCUAUAUAUAUAGCUCUUCAUUGCAUGAAUUAAUUCAAAUAAAAGUGGGUACCUUGGAGGGUAAGAAACGACAGCCUGACUACGAAAAAUUGCUAGAAGAUCCAAUAUUACGAUUUUCCGGCCUCUACUCUGAGGAAUGUCCAUCAUUCCAAGUGCGAUUACAAAUUUUCAGUCAAGGACGGCCCUAUUGUUUGCCUGUCACUACAUCGUAUAAAUCGUUUACCAAACGCUGGAGUUGGAAUGAGUGGGUUACUCUGCCCUUGCAAUUCUCAGAUUUACCUCGCACUGCAAUGUUAGUCCUGACAAUACUCGAUUGUGCGGGAGCCGGCCAAACGACUGUGAUUGGUGGCACUUCUAUAUCAUUGUUCGGUAAGAAUGGUAUGUUUCGUCAAGGCAUGUACGAUUUGCGUGUGUGGUUGGGUGUGGAGGGUGAUGGAAAUUUUCCCUCCAAAACGCCCGGCAAAGGAAAGGAUUCCUCAAAGUCUCAAAUGCAACGUCUGGGUAAGCUGGCAAAGAAACAUCGCAAUGGACAAGUGCAGAAAGUGGAUUGGUUGGAUCGUUUAACAUUUCGUGAAAUCGAACUGAUCAAUGAAAAAGAGAAACGCAUGUCCGACUAUAUGUAUGUGAUGAUUGAGUUUCCUACAGUGGUGGUCGAUGAUUGUUAUAAUUAUUCCAUUGUUUACUUUGAACCGGAAGGAGAUAAGAACUAUAAAUUCCUAAGCAAACCAAAACUGGUAACUGUUCCUGAUUCGGAUAUCUUACAGGAAAAUCUUGUCGAAAGAAAACAUCAUCGCCUUGCUCGUUCAGUAAGAUCGCGAAUAUCAGAUCGUGAUGCCAAACCAACAGCUAGCAUACGCGAUCAGUUACACACCAUAGUCUAUCGGUAUCCACCUACUUGUGUUUUGAAUAGCGAAGAACAGGAUUUGCUGUGGAAAUUCCGCUUCUAUUUAAGCUCCCACAAAAAGGCUUUGACGAAAUUUCUAAAAUGCAUCAACUGGGAAACACCAGGGGAGGUGGAACAGGCUCUUAUACUUCUAAACAAAUGGGCCCCAAUGGAUGUCGAAGAUGCCUUGGAGUUGCUAAGUCCCAGCUUUAAGCAUCCGCAUGUUAGAAAAUAUGCCAUAAGUCGUCUGGCUCAAGCUCCCGAUGAGGAUCUGCUGUUGUAUCUAUUGCAGUUGGUGCAGGCUUUGAAAUAUGAAAAUUUUAGCGAUAUUAUGGAAUCGCAUAAGCGCUUCUUUCCCGAUCGUGAUAUAGUGCGUUCUUUAGAUGAUAAUUCUACGCUAUUCGAUCAAAGUUCAUUGUGUUCCGAAUUAAGCACUGGUGGUGGUGGCGGUGGAGGUGGGGCUGCAGGGGCCAUGGGUAGCACAUCAUCAGUUCUAACGGCCACCCAACGUAGUUCGAUACAGCGGCCGGGUGUACAAAUAGAACGUUCCACCACCAUGCCCAUGACUAUUUCAGUGAACUCCUCACUGGCCGAUGAUAAUGAGACAUCGAUUGGUUCCUUGCCUUCGGAUGUGUCCAACACACUGAUGAGCGAUAACAAUACAAAUGUUCAAUAUUCCACAAUGACAAAUGCAGCCUCAAAUCUAGCAACAUUCCUAAUACAGCGUGCCUGUAAUAAUCCCACCUUGGCCAAUUAUUUAUACUGGUAUCUGUCCAUUGAAGUCGAAGAUUGUGAGUCGGUGCGGAAACAGGAUGAGAGUGUACAUGAAAUGUACGACAUGGUAUUGAAGAUGUUUCUCAAGGUCUUGGAAAAUGGAAAUUUCAAUCUGCGCGGCAUUUUCUAUAAUCUACGGAAACAGCAACGUUUUAUCGAUGAGUUGGUGCGUUUGGUGAAAAUUGUGGCCAAAGAGCCAGGCAAUCGUAAUAAGAAGACAGAGAAGUUCCAAAAGUUAUUGGGUGAAACGGAUACAUUUAAGGUGGUCUUUACGAACUUGGAGCAAAUACCAUUUCCUUUGGAUCCGGAAAUUUAUAUAACCAAAAUAUUGCCAUCCAAAACGUCCCUGUUUAAGAGUGCAUUGAUGCCAGCUAAAUUGACUUUUGUGACAUCUAUAGCCCAACAUGAAUAUGUGGCCAUAUUCAAACAUGGCGAUGACUUGCGGCAGGAUCAGCUUAUAUUACAAAUGAUAACCUUAAUGGAUAAACUCUUACGACGCGAAAAUCUCGAUCUCAAAUUGACUCCCUACAAAGUGCUGGCCACUAGCUCCAAGCAUGGUUUCCUACAAUACAUUGACUCCUACACAGUAGCCGAUGUUUUAGCCAGAGAGGGUAGCAUAUUGAACUUCUUUCGAAAACACAAUCCUUGCGAUUCAGCACCAUAUGGCAUAUUGCCUGAAAUUAUGGAUACUUAUAUAAAGAGUUGUGCUGGUUAUUGUGUUAUCACAUAUCUUUUGGGUGUUGGCGAUAGGCAUUUGGAUAAUUUGCUUCUUACCACCAAUGGUAAACUUUUCCACAUCGAUUUUGGUUAUAUUCUCGGUAGAGAUCCCAAACCUAUGCCCCCACCCAUGAAGCUGAGCAAGGAAAUGGUCGAAGCAAUGGGUGGUGUUACCUCUGAGCUACAUCAUGAAUUCCGCAAGCAAUGCUAUACAGCCUUCUUGCAUUUGAGACGACAUGCCAAUGUGGUAUUGAAUCUCUUCUCACUGAUGGUGGAUGCCUCAGUACCCGAUAUAGCUUUGGAACCCGAUAAAGCGGUUAAAAAAGUCGAAGAUAACCUGCAAUUGGGCCUAACCGAUGAGGAAGCAGUGCAACAUUUACAAGGACUUUUGGAUAUAUCCAUAACAGCUGUAAUGCCAGCGUUGGUGGAACAAAUACACAAGUUAGCCCAAUAUUGGCGUAAAUAAAGCAGAAGAAAAGUAACACAUUACGAUUUACUAGUAUUUUAUGUUAUUGUUGUUUUAGAAUUUGUAAUUAAUUUUAAAUUUAAGUUGCAAUAAAUACAUAUGCCUAUUAA